AACGGUUGGGAAAGGGCUCAGAAUCGACGACUCCUCGUGGUCUGGUCAAAAGGAUCGGUUCGUUCGUUCGUGGCAUGCAGGUGGCCGAGGUUUCGCCUGGAGAUCGAGCGGGUGGUCCGCAAGUUCGAGAGGUGUGUGGGUCAGAUGAGACGACUCGCCGGGCCCGACCAGCGCCGGGGGAACUGCAGACGCAGUUGAGCCUGGAACGAGAAGCAAGUGGGAACCUCGCCGGUGAGGAGGACGUGUCCGAGCAGGGGCUGUUCCGUGAGAGAUCGGCUGAAAAGACUCAGUCGGGAGGCAAGCGCAACUUGCCGGAUGAGAAAGAGCGAGAGGGABUAGGUGCUCUGAAAAGGCAGAGAAAGGUAGGAGGGAGUGCUCGGACGCCAACAACACGAGAGGGCGGUUCUGUUGAGAAGAGGAAAAGGGUUGGAGGUAGGGAUGAAACGCCAAAAGACUUGUCGACACAGCGAAGAACCAGUGAGUCUUCCGGGAAAAGGGCGAAAUCAUCGAGGGGGAAGAAAGCAGACGAGGGCGACAGCGGGGAGGGGGAUGACGACGUGGAGAUUAACCUCAACGCCUUUAACCUCGACAAUGCGUUCUUCCUCGAGAUGCAGACAGGGGUGCAGAAGGACGUCGUGUUGCACAUCCAUYCCGAAAGAAUAUUAGCUAUUUCAGACUGGGAAGACGCGUACAACCACCGAUCCUUGGACGAGUUCCUCAUUGAUACCAUCGCGUCGGCUAUGAUCGACUGCUACGAACGUAAAGACAUGAGAUACAUGAAGCCCAUUUUUGUUUUUGCUCCAAUCAUCUCGCCUCCAGAGAACGGCGAGCCUGCUGUGCGCGUGCUGCCUGCUGACUUCGACAACUCACACCCGGAGAAAUACUGGUAUUAUCCUGUGUGUGGACAGCAUAACGCGAGGGUGGCGAUGAUGGUGAAAGACCAUCCCGUGUUUGAUUACUAGUAAUUUACUACAACUUCUGUAAAUGGCCGUUCAGACCGAUCUACUUCCUUGACGACGAGUUCGACGGCUACGCCCAUGUCAGC
Chara braunii is the source of this 1045-nucleotide messenger RNA. The record is from the annotation of a GenBank genome assembly. Lineage: Eukaryota; Viridiplantae; Streptophyta; Charophyceae; Charales; Characeae.